AUGUGGUUAGUGGCGAUCUUCCUGCCGGGCUGCGCCGUUUGCCUAUCCAGCAGCUUCUUUGAUCUGCAGGUGAACGUCACGUACACCAACGCCGCCUUCUCCUCACACGAAGCCGCAAAUAGGCAGCAGUGCGCCACGCGCUGCGACCGUCUGGAGCCCGAAUACUGCGACGGCUUCCGCUCGUGCGGCCCCGAGCUCCGCGCGGUGUGUGAGGCCCCCCAGUCGGCGCGUCUGCCGCGCGGCUGUCCCCCCACCUGGCUGGAGAUUGACACCUACUGCUACCUGGCGGUGUCGCAGGCGCUGACCUUCCACCAGGCGGACCAGCACUGCGGCCAGCUGGCGGGUGGCGCCAGACUGGGCCACCCGCAUGGGCCGGGCGUCCACACCAUCCUGGAAGCCUACGCUUCGCGAGUGGGCAUCUCAGGCAACUUCUGGGUGGGCGUCCGCGAUGAGGCUUCUGAGGGCACCUGGCAGUCUAUGGACGGGUCGGCUUGGCACUUCGCCUGGAGCCCCGUGCACUACCAGCCGAACGGAGGCACCAGUGAGAACUGCGUCACACUGGAUGCCGAGCUGGGUG
Pollicipes pollicipes is the source of this 577-nucleotide messenger RNA. Its product is annotated as tetranectin-like. NCBI's taxonomy places the organism in Eukaryota, Metazoa, Arthropoda, Thecostraca, Pollicipedomorpha, Pollicipedidae. Gene Ontology annotation, biological process: ossification. The transcript is spliced from 2 exons. The annotation marks the transcript as partial. The record is from RefSeq and is a predicted model, not a curated record.